UCGAGACGAGAGCAGAACCAACCCGGCCGCCGUGACGCGGCCGAUUUUUGGACGGGCUUGGCGCCGCGUUGGUCUCGCGCGCCGCGCGGACAAAGGCCGUGCGAAAGCUCAGAUAUGAGAAAAUCGACCAAUCCGAAACGAGAAAAAAGCCAAGUGGCCAAUCAAAUGCCAGGUGGUCCACAACCUGCUCGAUCCAGCACCCAACAACAGGUAUCGCGAGAAGUCGAGUCGGGAGUUGGUCACGAUCGCAUCGACCGCCGCCGCAUCCGAUGUCGUUCGCGAAUCCUCCCAUCGCACGAGGCGAGGCUGUGGACGACGACGACCGACGCCCUGGCGACGGACUCAUUCUCAGUUCGACAGGAGCGACGUCGUUGCUCACGUCGUCCCUCCACCGCCGCGCCGGCACGUCGCCAAACAAGGUCGCGUGCACAUUCACUUCGGCCGCCAUUGGUUCCAGUGUCGACAUGACGUUUGCUUCGUUGGACAUGUCCGCCCGCCGGAUCGCGUCCAUGUUGACUGGUGCACCGAAACGUGUGGACCGGCCGGUGUUUUCGCGUGGCGACUGUGUGCUGUUGUGGUACCCUCCCGACGGCAGCACACACGAGCUGGUUGCUGCAUUCUGGGGAUGUCUGUAUGCCGGUGCGGUUGCCGUCAUCGUGGACGACGCACAGACCCUCCAUCGCGUGCAGCAGGACACACAGGCUGUGCUGGGCCUCACAACGUCGUCGUUCUUGCGGCAACGCAAACUCGACAAGGUCAAGGAUGCGCUGCACUUGACCAAGCUGUUUCACCGCAAGAAAAACGACAAACUGCGACAGAGUUUCAUGCAAACGUUUGCCACGUUUGACGACCACAGCGCCGACGUGUCGCGCGCUGCCAGUCGCGUCGUGUGGCUCCCCGCCGACCGCGCGCCAGCCAUUUCAGAAGCAACGUCAUCCCGCAUCGUCGAACACGCGUCGUCCUUUGGCGCGUCGACUGUGGCGUGCAUCGUGUAUACUGCCGGCUCGUCCGAUGUGCACCGCAAGCCUGUACAAGUCAGUCACGCAAACUUGGCUGCCGCCGGUGGCGCACCGUUCGAUUGGAUCCAGCCCACGGAUUGUGUGGUGACGACGCUUCCACUACACACACCCAGUGCGUUGGUGCACGCGGUGAUUGUGCCUGUCGUCCACGGGUGCCGAAGCGUUGUCGUCAGCACGCGCGAGAUGGAGACCGACCCGUGUCGAUGGAUGGACGUGGUGGCGUCGGAGCGCGCCGUGUUAGCAUCCGCGUCUCCUUCGACGAUUGCGGCGGCGGCAGCGAGUCGGCGUGCUACCAACUCCAUUUCGCGCUCCGGGACAUCCGUCGUCGACCGGCGGCACUUGUCGUCCCUCGUAUCUGUCAUGUCGAUCGGCGGGCCUUUGCACCCAACGACCAUGGAACGGUUCAUCCACGCAUUUCACUUGCGACCGUCGCAAGUCGCAUGUGGGUUUGCGGUCGGGGAAGCCAUGGGUAUGGUCACCUCGACGACUCGGACGACGGAGCCGCCUCACGUCCUGGCCGUGAGCCGCCGUGUCCUGGAGCAGUGCCACCAACUCGAACCACUCGAUGCCACCGCGGAGACCCAUCACGUGGAUCUCGACGCGGUCGUUCUUGGUAGCGACACCCUCCCGGACAACUCGAGCUCGGACUCCAAGGACGUGAUGCUCUUGACGUCGUCGGGAUGGCCCCUCCCGCACAUGUCUGUCAUCGUGGUGGAUCCUGUUUCGUGUAUCCAGCUGCCAGAGGGCCUCAUCGGCGAGAUUUGGGUCCAUGGGCCAUCCUUGUCCCCCGGCUACCUCCAUCACCCCGCGAGCCACCACCAGUACAAGUUUACACAAGGAACGCUGCACGUGCCAUCGACUCGGCGGAGCAAGCAUAGCCUGCGGCACACCGGUCGGCCUGGUUUGAAGUCACCUUUGGCCACCGUCGACCCAACAUUGGCGCCAUUAACGUACCAUCGUACGGGCGACUUGGGCGCGCUGUACCUGGGCGAGCUCUACGUCGUGGGCCGAGCCGUCGACGUGCUGCAACUGCCGGACCGGUGGCUCACGCCGUAUGUGGUCGAGACAUCCGUGCGGCACUGCAGCGCGCUCGUGUCCCAUGUCUGUGUGUACGGCGACCGUGACAUGGCGGUGGUGGUCGUGGAAACGAAAUCGGACAUUCAACAUGCGCGCGAUGGCCCGGUCGUGGCGCAUAGCUUGUGCAAUGCCGUGAUCAAGUGCGUUGUGGCCCAUCACGAUCUCCACGUGGGAAAGGUCGUCGUGAUCAAGCCGAACGCGAUGCCGUUGACGGCAUGCGGUAAGGUUCAGCGGGGCCGCGUGAAAGCGCUUGUGACGGCGCAGGACCCGACCGCCGUCGUGCUCGAAUACCAUCAUUAUCCGACGAUCGAGGUGCCGGUGGGCGGCGCGUCCGAGGGAUUUUUAAUUUAGUCGACUGCUGUUCAGGGA
This is a messenger RNA of Aphanomyces invadans, 2465 nucleotides long. RefSeq lists its product as hypothetical. The record is from RefSeq and is a predicted model, not a curated record. NCBI's taxonomy places the organism in Eukaryota, Oomycota, Saprolegniomycetes, Saprolegniales, Verrucalvaceae. The coding region runs from base 270 to 2447 and encodes 725 amino acids. The transcript has a single exon.